Trichogramma pretiosum is the source of this 3845-nucleotide messenger RNA. RefSeq names its product PHD finger protein 14. The record is from RefSeq and is a predicted model, not a curated record. The transcript has 10 exons. Lineage: Eukaryota; Metazoa; Arthropoda; Insecta; Hymenoptera; Trichogrammatidae. The coding region runs from base 449 to 3298 and encodes 949 amino acids. Gene Ontology annotation, biological process: regulation of transcription by RNA polymerase II.
UCGGAGAUCGUCUCGUCUCGCGCGAUCACUGACAGUCGGUUUUUUUUAAACUGUCAAACGGCUACAUUAACGCGGAUUAAUUCGUAAAGAAUAAUUGGAGUCGUCCGCGCAAUCGAGAAGGAAAAGUUAUACCAACGGUAGAUUUAAUCCGAAUUAUUCCAUGUGAGCAAUUGAAAAACUACAAUAUAUCGCGCAUAGCAUUACAUACAGCAGCAGCAGCAGCAGCAGCAGCAGCAGCGGCGGAGCAGCAUAUAGUAGUACAGCACCGGUGCGUGUGCGAUUCGAGGAAUUUUCUCUCUCUCGCUCGGAGCAGCAAGUUAAAAGACCCCGCAGUAGCAGCAGCAGCAGCCACGGGAAAUAUGUCAACAUUCGGGGAUUGAUAUUUAAAUCGAUAUAAAAGAGCGUGGAUCAUCAUCGUGCCUGCCGAUUGAUAACAAAAUCAGCAAAAAUGGCCAGCGACGACGUCGGCUUUUUGUUCAAAACUAUGAUUGAGAGAGAUCCUAAAAAGAGACGGGUAAAACCUAUUGAAUCAGCUCAUGCGUCUCUAUUGGAUUUUGAUUUGGGAGAAAGCUCAGAUGAUAGUGACUUCCGUAUUGAAGAUCAUUGUGAAGAAUCAGAUGACUCUCUUGACUCCAAUGGUUUAAGUAAAAAAGAUCAGGACGAUGACUCUGAUGAUGAUUCAGAUGAUUCAGACGAUGAUGAUGAUGACGAUGAUGAUGAAGAAGAAGAUGAAGAAGGUGAAUUAAAUUUUGAAAAUCAACAAUUAGAAAAUGGUUGCAGCAAAAGUGAAACAAAUCAUGUUCAAAAAGAAGAUGAUUCAGGAAAAGUACAAAUACCUCAAAAUAAUUUAGUUAAUAGUGGAAUCACACGAGAGAAACUGUCAAAAAUUCUGGUUUGUUGUGGCUGCUUGGGAGAUAGAAGUGAUGAUGUUAAUGAAAUUGUUGAAUGUGAUGGCUGUGGAGUAACUGUGCAUGAGGGAUGCUAUGGAGUUUCCGACGUUGAAAGUUUUUCCAGUACAGAUUCUUCGUCGCAAUCGGCCCCGUGGUUUUGCGAAGCUUGCAGCGCGGGAAUAGAGGACAUUUGUUGUGAACUAUGUCCAAACAAAGGUGGCAUAUUCAAAGAAACAGAUGUCGGUAAAUGGGUACAUCUUGUUUGUGCUCUCUAUGUUCCUGGUGUAGCUUUUGGAGAAGUGGAUAAACUUACUAACAUUACACUUUUCGAAAUGCCAUAUAAUAAAUGGGGAGCUAAGCCAUGUUCUUUGUGUGAGGAUACCAAGUUUGCCAGAACUGGCGUUUGUAUAGAAUGUGAUGCUGGAAUGUGUCACACAUAUUUUCAUGUUACUUGCGCACAAAAAGAGGGCUUACUAUCCGAAGCACACAGUGAAGAAGUUGAUCAAGCAGAUCCAUUUUAUGCCCAUUGUAAAUUACAUUCCGAUAAAAGUCUAAUUAGGAAACGCAAAAAAAAUUGGAUGGCUUUGCAAUUACGAGAAAAAAUGUACAAACAAAUGAUUACAAAACCGGAGCAUUUGCAGUCAGAAGAAUAUUUAAGGAUACAGCGAAAACUAAAUAAGCAUCGCCAAAAGUAUUUGGCGCACAGAACGUUAAAACCAAUGCCAUGGGUACCUGAUCAAAAGAUGCCAAGAAUGAUGACCACCUCGGCAGCAGCUUGCAGAAAUUUGGAACGCAAAGCCGAAUUAAUGGGCAUCAAUGUUCAAGUGAUGGAAACUCAAGAGGAGCAGAUGGCUUCUCUCGCCGAUGUACAUAAAAAAUGGCACAUACCGCCUGCAUUUAACGUAGAAUUUAUAAGCUACUUUCUAGAUAGAAAUCAACGAACUUCACAAAUGAAUGCGCGAUUCAAGAAAUUAAUGGAGACGAAUUCGGAAUUACUAAAAUUGCAACAAACUCUCGAUCAAAAGUACGACGGAAUAUUGAAACAAAACGAGUCUCAGUUAACUUUGAACGCGAAUCUCCGGAAAAUAAUCGAUAUGUACCACAAAGUGCUCGACAGAGCGAAUCGUUCCAUGCCCAUCCCGGUGAUGGUUACCAAACCAAAGCCACCACAGCAACCUGCCAGAAAUCCGAUAAAGAUCGGAGUGCUCUCGAAGCAGCGGCAGGAGCACGUCAACAAUUCGUCAAUAUCGCACGUUCAGAACCACUUGAGCGAAUCGGACAAAGCUCAAAAAGUAAUACUCCAAGUGAGACACCAGUGCGGAAUUUGUCGGCGAAACACCGAUCAGCAUCUCUUGGCGAAGUGCGACACGUGCCACUUGCACUAUCAUCUCUCGUGCUUGAAUCCUCCGCUGACAAGAAUGCCGAAGAAGACCAAGUCCAUGGGAUGGCAGUGCUCGGAAUGUGAUAAGGAAUCGUCGAGCUCCGAAGUCGAGGGUGUCGAUACUACCGCGCCGCGUAGAUUGAGACAGUACAGAGACGCAUCUAAGUCAUUCGAGGAGAUGGAGCCGGAAUCGAAGGAAAUGAUAGUGACGAAUAGCACCAAUAGUAUAAAAAGGACGUAUUCGGAAAGUUUCAACGAUUCGCCUAACACUAAUUGCCAGAAGAUCCGAAUAAAAUCCAUAGAAGAUAAAGAUGUUAAAAAAGAAAUCGCCGCUUCGGAAUACGAUUUCUGCCCGAUCAGAGACACAAUGACAAUAAAGAAUGAACAGAAUCCGGAGUAUCGAAUGGCUUCGUACACUGAAAACUUCCACAAAUUAAAUUCGAAUCGUAAUGGAAAGAAACGCAGGAGAGAAAAGCACAAGAGGUACUCUCCUGAUAUGAUAUCCGGUAGCACAAAACAACGCAAACGUAAGCACAAAAGAAAAAAUGCUGAAAUCGAAUUGGACGGUGAAGGAAAGCCCCAAGAAGCACAUCGGCGGAUCACUAUUAAGAUCAAGCCGAUACCAUUGCCUCAAAGCAGCAUCGCGAACGACUGCACUCCAACAAUGGUAAUCAGCUCGUCGUCUUCCACAGUAGCGCCGAGCGUGGCUCCUUCGGAGAGCUAUGCCACACCGACGUCGAAUCAUUUCAACCAGCACGUGUCCAAGGGCAAGGAGAUGCCCGCGUCCUUGAAACUGACUCCCCAGAGCGCUGGAAGCGGACGAAAGAGCAAGGGCGAGACCGUGACUGUCACCUGCAUCGUGUGCAGCGAAACGGGUACGAAUCAAAAUUCCGUCGAGUGCGACGAGUGUAAAAAGUCGUAUCAUUUCACGUGCCUCGAUCCGCCGGUGAAAAAGUCGCCCAAGCGACGCGGUUACUCUUGGCACUGUGCAGACUGCGAUCCAAGCGCGUCCGAAUUGGAGAAUUGAUUGUUUGAAGCGAAAAACGAUUUUUAGUAAAUUUUUUAGUUUACUUUUAGCGUUUCGAAAGUAACGACUAAGUCUGAAAUUAUUACAAUUAGUUACAAAAGUUGUAUUAUUUUUAAUAUCAGUGCAUAAUUCCCAAUUCUAUCGCAGUUGGUAUUUAUCGUUAUGGAUGAAUAUUGAUUAUUAAUUUGAAUUAUUUAAUUUAGUUUCAAUUUUAUAAUAUACUUUUAUGAAAUUCUCAGUCAGUAAUCAUGCAAAUAGUUUCUAUUUUUAAUUAAAAGUAUGGAUAUUAACGCAAAUAUGAAUCUAAGAUUUGCGUUGAAUUGUAAAUAAUAUGAAUGGAGAAUAACUCCAGAAAAUGAAAUCGUCAAUGGUAUUGAUCAAUUAAUUGUGUUUAGAUGUUAUUAUUUAUACAUUGUACCAUGCUAAUCAAGAUUCUUAUCAAUGAAAUUUCAUUAGUCAGUAAUGCAUAUAGUAUUAUUUGCUAACUAAAUGAUGUAUUUUUAAAAUCCUAUUAAAUUAAGAUAAAAAAAGUUUAUUAAAAAUGAAA